ACUUAGCUCAAAGAGAAGAGCAAGAAGGGCUUGCAAAAUCAAUGGAGCUCACCUCAGAGAGAAGCUUAGUUGCUGCACUAUCCAAGGAUCAAUUUAUAUUAUCAAUGGAGGUUCUAAGUCACACAAAUCGAAUGGUAACCUUCUAUAUUUUCAAUCUCUCUCAAUCUCAUUAGUCUAAUGUAUUGAUUGUCCUUUUAAGCUCUUUUAUGAGUUCUAAACAGAGGAGGCUUUCUCUCUUAGUCAAGAUCUUGCAAAUAUUUUUGGUAGUGAGAAUAGUACCAACAAAAGGAGAAAAUUGAUGAUCAAUAUUCUAGUUGAGCAAUAACUAACAGUGAAACUAUGGAUCCAUACAUGCGAUACAGAUUAGCCUCUCAAGAUACUGUAGAAUCUUUUACAGACAUGUUGACAAAUGAAAGUAGUGAAAAGAAGACUCGAGGUCCUACACAAAUGCAUAAAAUUUGGGGAAAUCGCGAUGAUGUGAAGAUAAAAAUUACAUGUAAUAGUUUUGGACAGCCACAUGAUGAAAAUGCAGACAAACUUUCAAGCUUUAUUGGAACAAUAGUACGAGAUGGGAAAAAUGCUCCAAUUAAUUAUAAAAAUUGGCAUAAGGUACCUGCUAAAUACAAAUAUGAAAUGUGGAAAAUCGUACAGGAAAAAUUUGACAUUCCUCUUAAUGCUAAGACUUGGACUUUUAGACUGUUUGGUAAAAAGCUUAGAGAGUGGAAAUGUUUUCUUAAAAAUACUUAUUAUUUAGACCACUUAUCAUUUGAGGAGCAAAAAAAAUGCAAGGACAAACGAGUGUAUAGUGAUCAAUGGGAAGAGUUGAUCAAAUAUUGGGCAACAGAUAAUGCAAAGAGAAAAAGUGCUAAAAAUAAGAGUAGUCGUGCAAAAAAAGAAUACAAUCAUACAACUGGCAGAAAGAGUUUUGCACAACUUAGAGCAUUACAGAAACCAGAUGGUGCAAGUACCCCAACACGUGCAACUAUGUUCAAAAUCUGUUAUGCAAAGAAAAAAAAGAGUGUUAUAAGUGAGAAGACAAAAGAGGCUAUGCUACAACUACAAGAAAAACAGCAAUUGAAUGAAGAUGCAUCAAAAGAGAAGACUAUGAAUGAUACUUUUUCUGAAGUCAUGGGCAGAGAAAAGCAUGGAUCAGUACGGAUGUAUGGAUUUGGAGUAUGUCCAUCAGAUGUGUGGAAGGAUAAAUCAACUUGGAAAAGAAAUCAAAAUGAAUAUGUAGAUGUUCUGGAGGCAAAAGUAGAUGAUCUAGAAUCUGAAGUUCAAAAUCUGAAAACUAUUUUGAACAACCAAAACAAUGGCAAUGGCGCAUCUUCACUUCAGGUGCAGGCUAUACAUCAUAGUGAUAAAGCUACAUCUUCACAUCUGGACACAAAUGUUAAUACUGCACUUGCAAAAGAAACUAGAAGUCAAUGGUUCUCAUCUUCACAAUAUGAUACUCCAAUUAUUGAGGUUGGAGAACUAGUCAAUAUUAAGAGUGUUACUAGUGAGCCUGAAACAAUUGCUAUUGGUAUCGUUUGUAGCAAUGAUCCAUCAAAAGAAGUUGGAGGAAAAAAGAUUGGAUCCUCUUUUUUUGAAGUUAUUGUUAAAGUUUCUAUUAAGCCUGAUGAACAAUUGAUUAAACCUUAUGGUCUUUUUAAGACAAUUGGUCAAGUUGUUGGGGCAUCUAUUGCAUGGCCAACGGCAUUUCUGAUUCCGUUGGCAUCAGACAAACCAUUUUAUGAUUCGAUGGUGUGACUAAUUAAUUGUUAUAUAAGUAUUCUAAACUCUUGUAAAUAUUUUUUUUUGUUAAUGUUUAUUUCAAUGUCUUUGUAACUGAAGUUUCAUAAUACUGGUGUUGUUUGUGUUGUAUUUGUUUAUUUUUAUGUUUAUCAAAGAAUACUAUUGUAUUA
Molecule: messenger RNA, 1907 nt
Organism: Cannabis sativa
Lineage: Eukaryota; Viridiplantae; Streptophyta; Magnoliopsida; Rosales; Cannabaceae
Exons: 11
Coding region: 340-1752 (470 amino acids)
Source: RefSeq, a predicted model, not a curated record